Closterium sp. NIES-65 is the source of this 678-nucleotide messenger RNA. Lineage: Eukaryota; Viridiplantae; Streptophyta; Zygnematophyceae; Desmidiales; Closteriaceae. The record is from the annotation of a GenBank genome assembly.
AUGUACCAUUGCUGGCGCCUGCUUGCUUUCCAUGCACAUUCAUCCACACACCGUACCACGCGCAUCGCCUGUACUCGCAAGGCUCCUCCCGCCGCCCCCCCAGAUCGUCCCAUUUCCUCCCCAUGUCUUCCACUUUGCUCACCCGCAACCCUCUUCCCCCCCUCCCCCUUCCUCCCCCUUCCUUUCCUCUCUUCCCUCCUCACCACCACUCUCUCUCUCUCUCUCUCUCUCUCUCUCUCUCUCUCUCUCUCUCUCUCUCUCUCUCUCUCUCUCUCUCUCUCUCUCUCUCUCUCUCUCUCUCUCUCUCUCUCUCUCCCCUCUCCCAACCCCUUCACCCCCGGGCCCCCCACCUUCCUCUCCCCCAUUAACCCCCUCCCCUCCCUCCCUCGACUCCCUCCCGAUUCUCCUCUCCGCAAUCUCCGACGUCGCAUCGUCGGCUGCCCGCCGGUGUCUGCCUCUCCGCGCGCGUGCUCUCCGCCGACGACGAUCGUCAACGGUCACCGCCAUUCGCCGCUCGUUCCUCCUCAGCCGGCGCCGAGGCGCAGGUGGCUGUCUCCAUGGGGCUUUGGAAUGAAGGACUGGAAGGCGCCCAAGUUGUUGCCUGGCGACCUGCUAGGUACGCGCCUGUGCGUGUUGGGUGUGCUGCUGCUGCUGCAACCGCCCAGCUGCAACGAGUGA